AACCGUGGCGGUUGCGGAGCAGGCAGCGCAGGCGGGCGGAGCAGAGCUGCCCGGCCCGGUUGCGGGCGAUGCCCCCGUGAGCCUCUCUCGCCGCCCCUCCCCGCCCCGCGCCCCUGCCCCUCGGAGGCCGCAGCGCGCCUGGGACCGGGCCGCGCCUUCCGCCGGGUCCGCGGGGCGGGGUCCCGGAGCACCUGCCCCGCCUUGCGGAGUCGCCUCGGCCAGCGGAGACCCCUCCCUGUCUGGACCCCGGCCCCACCUCCGGACUCUUAUCACAUCACCUCCUCCUGGAAGCUACCCUGAUUGUCUUCACCUCCUUUCUUGAAAACUAGUGUCUCAGAAGUUAACAGAAGGCUUGUGUAAAUGCCCUAGGUGUGUGCUGUUGGGAGGGGCACAGCCCCCUGUGAUGGGAACACCACAUUCAGAUUCAUCAGUUUGCAGGAGGACCCCUUCCACAGUCUGCCCAGGCUGGAGCCAGUUUUGUUCUGCCUGUUCUCAUUUUUGGCUGUGAAAACAACAGUCACGCUUACUGAAUAUUUACUCCGUGCCUGAUACCGUUCCAGGCACUUUCACCUGCGCUAAUUUAAUCCUUACAACAGUCCUACGAGGGUUGCCUGAGGCCCUGCCGCCCCGUGGAUCAUGUUUAACGGGGAGCCAGGUCCGGCCUCAGCUGCGGCCUCCAGGAACGUGGUGCGGAGCUCCAGCAUCAGCGGCGAAAUCUGCGGAUCCCAGCAGGCUGGGGACGGGACCGGGACCACCACCGCCAAGAAGCGGCGCAGCAGCCUCGGGGCCAAGAUGGUGGCCAUCGUGGGCCUGACCCAGUGGAGCAGGAGCACCCUCCAGCUCCCCCAGGCUGAAGGGGCCACCAAGAAACUGCGCAGCAACAUCCGGCGGAGCACGGAGACAGGUGUUGCCGUGGAGAUGCGGAGUCGGGUCCCUCGCCAGGGCAGCCGGGAGUCCACGGACGGGAGCACCAACAGCAAUAGCUCCGAUGGCACGUUCAUCUUCCCCACCACCCGGCUUGGAGGUGAAAGCCAGUUCAGCGAUUUCCUGGAUGGCCUGGGACCAGCCCAGAUUGUCGGGCGACAGACGCUGGCAACGCCACCAAUGGGGGAUGUGCACAUUGCCAUCAUGGACCGGAGCGGCCAGCUGGAGGUGGAAGUGAUUGAGGCUCGGGGCCUGACCCCCAAACCAGGCUCCAAAUCCCUCCCAGCCACCUAUAUCAAGGUUUACCUGCUUGAGAACGGGGCCUGCUUGGCCAAGAAGAAGACAAAGGUGGCCAAGAAGACCUGUGAUCCCCUGUACCAGCAGGCUCUGCUCUUUGACGAGGGACCCCAGGGCAAGGUGCUGCAGGUGAUCGUCUGGGGAGACUAUGGCCGCAUGGACCACAAGUGCUUCAUGGGCAUGGCCCAGAUCAUGCUGGAUGAGCUGGACCUGAGUGCCGCGGUCACCGGCUGGUACAAACUCUUCCCCACGUCCUCAGUGGCAGACUCUACGCUCGGCUCCCUCACCAGGCGCCUGUCCCAGUCCUCCCUGGAGAGUGCCACCAGCCCCUCAUGCUCCUAAGGACCUCAGGAAGAGGCCUGGAUGCAGUGUGGGAAGGGGUGCUGCCACCCCCCGUCUCCUCCCCUGUACAUAGUCUUCACGUCUUUCUGGACCCCUUGCCUUGCUGCAUGCCUGUUGGCUACUGGGCCUGUCCCAGCUGGCAGUGGAGACUCUAGUAUGUGUGCGUGUGUGUUUGUGUGUGUGUCUGUGUGUGACCAUGUUAGAUCUGUUCAUUUGUCUGGGUGUAUUUGGUCUUAGUGACUAUACGGGCUGAAAUCCAUGUCUCUUUGUGUCUCGUUGUAAAGAAACCCAAAGGAGAGUUGCGUGGACAGGACUCCCCUUGAGUCCAGGGGUGGAAGUGGGAGACGCAGUCAUUGGUCCAUCCCACCUGGUCCUAGGCUCAGGGCAGAGCCUGCGUGUCCCCGCCUGUGCCUGUUCUUGGUGGUCCCUGCUUAGUUUUCUGUCUUGUUCUUUGUUCCACCUCUGCCUCUCCCAGCGCCUCUGCUCUUUUUUGAGGAAUGUAGCGUCCACUGCAGCUGGCCACACCGAGGCCCCUCUGGGAACCCUGACACCCCUCCUCUUCACUGAGCACUCCGGCUGCUCUUCCCACCGAAUGCAUCCACAGCAUGUAGCAUCUCACCUAGCGCCCUGGCCAGGGCUCCGGGGGGCAGACGAUGCCGGGGAGCUGAGGGCUUAAAGACCGCUUUCUCCCUCGGGCUGGCGCCACCUCCUUCCUACAAGUGAGAUUCAAGGAGGUGUCAGUUCCCAGGGUUGCAGGCCAGGUACCUUGGAGGAAAGUGCUGGUACCUCCCUUAGAAUUGUUCACCUCCUGUUUCCCUCCAAGCCUCCUCACCUGCGACAUGCCAAAGGAGCUCUCCCAGUGGACCCCAGGUGGUGUGGAGUGGACGGUCUUGACAUGCAAGAGGUUGGCCUCAUAGGGAUGUUACCUGCCAAAGUGGGCAGCCCCUGGCGGCACCUGUGUCCAUCCCAGGCCCUGAGGGUGGCCCUGUGCCCCUCUGGGCUCGUCCUGGAGGGGCCUGGCUUGUUGAGGAUGUGCCCAGGGCAGGGCUGCUGGCAGGAAUGAGGAGGGCUGGGGCUGACUUGCUCUGAGAAUCCUGUCCAACCUUUGGGGAUUAGCUGCAUGAAGUUGAUUAUUAGGGGCUCUAUUUUUUUUUUUUUUUUUUUUUUGCUCUUU
This is a messenger RNA of Eubalaena glacialis (North Atlantic right whale), 2737 nucleotides long. RefSeq names its product regulating synaptic membrane exocytosis 3 (gene RIMS3). Gene Ontology annotation, biological process: regulation of membrane potential; calcium ion-regulated exocytosis of neurotransmitter; regulation of synaptic plasticity. Bases 637 to 1563 code for a protein of 308 amino acids. Gene Ontology annotation, molecular function: small GTPase binding; transmembrane transporter binding. The transcript has 9 exons. The record is from RefSeq and is a predicted model, not a curated record. Gene Ontology annotation, cellular component: presynaptic membrane; cytoskeleton of presynaptic active zone. NCBI's taxonomy places the organism in Eukaryota, Metazoa, Chordata, Mammalia, Artiodactyla, Balaenidae.